This is a messenger RNA of Sinocyclocheilus rhinocerous, 907 nucleotides long. RefSeq names its product suppressor protein SRP40-like. The coding region runs from base 265 to 648 and encodes 127 amino acids. Lineage: Eukaryota; Metazoa; Chordata; Actinopteri; Cypriniformes; Cyprinidae. The transcript has 6 exons. The record is from RefSeq and is a predicted model, not a curated record.
UCAGAACAGGCUGAACUGAUGUCUAAUGGUGGUCACAUGACUCAUGUAAGCGACUUCCUGUCCUGUGCAGCACUUCCUGCGGAGUCUGUGGGUUUGACUGCUGUCAGGGACGACCUGAUGAGGACGAGGGAGCAAGAAAGACAAAAAGAAGAAGGAAUGCAGUUCGUCCUCUUCAUCGGACAGUUCUUCAGACAGUGAGGAUGACAAGAAGAAAACCAAGGAAAAGAAAAAGUUAGAUUUAAGCUUCAUCAUAAACAGCUGCAUAUGUUAUUGGACCCCAGCUCCUCUUCAUCAUCCGACAGCAGCUCCUCAUCCUCCUCAGACAGCGACAAUGACAAGAAAGAUUCAUCUUCAUCAUCGAGUAGCUGUUCAUCAUCAUCUGACAGUGAUGAUGACAAGAAGAAGAAAGUAAAGGAUUCUUCAUCUUCAUCAAGUAGCUCCUCAUCUUCUUCUGACAGCGAUAAGAAGCAAAAGAAAAAGGAGAAAGCCAAAUCAGCUGAUAAGGAUGGAGAAAACUCAGGGGGUUUGGGGUCAUCCGGCACGAGAGACUACAGCUGUGGAACUUGUGGCUCUCAGAUUUCUUCAUCUCUAGUUUACUCCAGCCUGCCUUCUGAAACCCUGAGCCGCACAGAGCAGCAGCGCCUCUGACUGCCAUAGAGAGCCUGAUGGGACGUCCUCAGAGAAACACACUGGGGACAGACAGAGUCACGACCAGCAGAUACACCUCACACUUCACAUCGUAAGAAACACUUACACAAAAGCACCAUGGCAGUACCAUGUUUUUGGGGGUUUAGAGUGCUGCAGUGAUGACGUAUGUUUGUAUGACUCCUACAUGAUUCUCUUACAUCACAUGUGAUCCUGGAGCACAAAAGCAGUCAUAAGCAGCACAGGUAUAUUUGUAGCAAUA